Molecule: messenger RNA, 1424 nt
Organism: Abrus precatorius (Indian licorice)
Lineage: Eukaryota; Viridiplantae; Streptophyta; Magnoliopsida; Fabales; Fabaceae
Product: G2/mitotic-specific cyclin-1
Exons: 11
Coding region: 1-1296 (431 amino acids)
Biological process (GO): regulation of cyclin-dependent protein serine/threonine kinase activity; mitotic cell cycle phase transition
Cellular component (GO): cyclin-dependent protein kinase holoenzyme complex; cytoplasm; centrosome
Molecular function (GO): cyclin-dependent protein serine/threonine kinase regulator activity
Source: RefSeq, a predicted model, not a curated record
AUGGUGAUUUCAGAUGAGAACAGUUCUAAACCAAUCAACCCCACAAAUUUUCAAGGAGGGUUAGAUUGUGUGGGUAACAGAAAGGUGGGGCAGAACAGAAGGGCUUUGAGCAUUAUCAAUCAGAAUCUGGUGGUGGAAGGUCGACCUUACCCUUGCGUUGUUAACAAGAGAACUUUGUCAGAAAAACAUGAAGUUUGUGAAAAGAAGCAGGCGGAUCCGGUGCAUCGACCCAUCACAAGGAGGUUUGCUGCACAAAUUGCCAGCACACAGCAAUGUCGUGCUGAGGAAAGCAAGAGGUCAAACAUGUCAAAUUCAAAUUCGAAUGGAUUUGGGGAGUGUAUAUUUAUCGAUGAUGAACACAAGCCAACUGAAGACCAGCCAGUGCCUAUGGCUUUAGAGCAAACAGAACCAAUGCAUAAUGAAUCAGAUCAGAUGGAGGAGGUUGAGAUGGAGGAUAUAAUUGAAGAGUCUGUUUUGGACAUUGAUAUCUGUGAUGCAAACAAUCCUUUCGCAGUAGUGGACUAUAUUGAAGAUCUUUAUUCCUACUACAGAAAAAUGGAGAGUACUAGCUGUGUCUCACCGAAUUAUAUGGUACAACAAUUUGACAUCAAUGAAAGAAUGAGGGCUAUACUGAUUGACUGGCUUAUUGAGGUGCACGACAAAUUUGACCUCAUGCACGAGACGUUGUUUCUUACAGUAAAUCUAAUAGAUAGAUUUUUGGCAAAGCAGAGUGUGGUAAGAAAGAAGCUUCAGUUGGUUGGCCUAGUUGCCAUGCUUUUAGCAUGCAAAUAUGAGGAAGUUUCAGUGCCUGUGGUGGGGGAUCUAAUCCUUAUAUCAGACAAAGCAUACACAAGGAAGGAAGUUCUGGAAAUGGAGAAGUUGAUGGUCAAUACAUUGCAGUUUAACAUGUCUGUGCCAACAGCAUAUGUUUUUAUAAAAAGGUUCCUAAAGGCAGCUCAAGCAGACAGAAAACUUGAGCUACUUGCUUUCUUCUUGGUAGAGCUAUCUCUAGUAGAAUAUGAGAUGUUGAAGUUUCCUCCAUCAAUGCUAGCAGCAGCUGCUGUCUACACAGCUCAAUGCACUAUUUAUGGUUUCAAACAAUGGAGUAAGACAUGUGAAUGGCACACCAACUACUCAGAAGAUCAGCUAUUAGAGUGCUCAAGUUUAAUGGUUGAUUUUCACAAGAGAGCUGGGACAGGGAAACUUACAGGGGUACAUAGGAAGUAUUGCUCAUCAAAAUUUAGCUACACUGCAAGAUGUGAACCAGCAAGUUUUCUUCUGGAGAACCCAUUGUAGGUGCUAUGUAUAGCCACUAACAUCAAACAUUAUUUGACUUUCAUAAUUGGGUUGGGGUCAACUUCAGCAACUUUUGGGUUGCACUGUUAAAUCCUCUGAUGUGUUGUUUUACGUAUUUCUGUUGUUUU